Messenger RNA from Amoebophrya sp. A25, 5491 nucleotides. Lineage: Eukaryota; Dinophyceae; Syndiniales; Amoebophryaceae. The record is from the annotation of a GenBank genome assembly.
AUGAAGACAACUGGUAUAACUCUUUUAUCAAGUGUAGCACUUGAUGAGCCUUUGUCAUGAUCCUCUUUUAAUAGUUCGUUAUCGUUCCUCUUUAUUUAUUAACAGUAGUACUCGCUGCGAAGAUAUUUCUGAAACAUGGCUAAUAGCGUGAACGAUACGUCUAAGCCACCAUUCUUCGCAUCCUGUUGCUACACACGAAGCGGAGUCUUUCUCUUAUGGAGGAAUCACCACUGGUGUCUGUGGUGCUGUUACUGUUUGUACUAGGCAUCUUGUGGUGGAGUAGAAGUGGCAUAUUGCGUACAAGUGGUAGAGUAGAACUGGCAUAUUGCAUAGAACUGGUAGAAGAAGAGGUGGCAUUCUAGGGCACAUAUUCAAUCAAAGUGAAUCACUGGGUACUUGCACAUCAAACAGUUCCGUUUUAUUUUUAUGUUUUAUCUUCAUACAUUUGCUUGCUGCCUCAGCAGCGACGGCGGAGCUGGUCGGUUUAUCAGUUCUACCGGUUUCUAUUAAGGCUUAUUUUCAUUACUCGUAUUAAUAUUCACCUUGCUUAAGAGGUAGCUAGAGGCAGCUUUGAUAUGCUCGCAAGGGGAAAACCGUUCAAGACGCACUUGCGUCAUCUUCUUCGGUAGGUUCUCCUCUUGCAGCGUCAUGGUGAGAUCCAACCUGCUGAAUACCGGCACGCUCUAACGCUAGGAUACGCGUACUUCUUAUAUGGCGUAUUGUUGCUCGUUUUUGUGGGCUAUAGGAAUGCAACGGAUAUCACCGAGGAUUGCGAGGUCUCCGAUGCGUUGGAAGCAAUUAUUAUGGAAGACUAGAAAGAGAGGUUAAGGCAUCCCGCCGAUGGCGUAGUAUGGUCGUUUGGGAUGCAGUAUGAUAGAUGAUGUAGAAUAAGUUAAGGUAGCAUAUUAUGGACGUUCGAGUUCGUAAGGUUAAGGAAGCAUAUUGUGGUUGUGCCUAGUAUCUCUGGCCUCGUGCAUUGAAAUUCUGAAGACUGUAACUACAGUGCGAGUGACACGAAGAGUGGUCAAGGAGUUGGUUUUGUGAUAGCUUAGUUUAGAAAUAGAAGAAAUAACAAGACGCCCUUUUGCUUGAUCUAGCUGGGACUUCAGCCGGGGGGGCUUUGGUAGCAUUGUAACUUCAUAUUUUUCAACUUGUCAUGACGUGUCUAAGUUGAAGGACAGAGUAAGUGGCCAAUUUCACUCUUCGUAUUGGACGCGGACCCGGGAAGGGCUUACGCAGUUUUACGAAAAACCAAACUGACUAGGUCGUGGAGAUUGUGCUAUGAUAUCAUGGAUUUUUUUGCUCCUGGUAGUCGUGCUUACCAUCAUCAACUAGCACGCUGGAAGCAUGGAUUCUAGUCCUGGUAGGCGUGCAUAUUUCCAUGAACUCGCACACUGGAAGCAUGGAUUUAGCUCCUGGUAGUCGUACUUACUAGCGUAUUUGUUCGUGUCGUGUCGGCCCGCUUCUUGUAUAUAGUAACUGCAGGAGUUACAUCUGGUUGUGGUACCACAUCAUCGAAGUGUAGGUGAAGUACGCUUUAAUUGUGAUAGUGAUGAUGAUAACGAUGACACGCUCACUCCGUCACAAGUGAGCCCACUCCUAUCCUAUCCUAUGACAAUAAUGAUGACGAUUUUCAUCACCUAUUCUGUGGGAUGUAGGUCUCGAUUUGUUGAAAUCUCUCAUAGUUAUCAUGUCCAGCAUGCCUUAGCUACUCAAGUUUCAAGAUCUACACCAUCUUUUUGCUGGAUCCUCAGGAAUUGAAUUCAUUUAUUAGGCGAUAAAAAACCACUUUUUCGAGAAUUCAACUUCAAAAUUCGAAAUUUGGAGCAAUUUCAUCCACAUUUCCAUCAUUCUGGAGGUUUUCUAGGUUCGUGGUACCUGGAUGUGGAUGAAAUUUGUGGGCCAAAUCCCAAGUAAUCAUCAAGGAGAUCUUCCUCUUGCAUAUCGUUCUUCUUAGACGGAGUUAACUACAAGUACGACUACUAAUACUACUACUAAUAAUUAGGUAACUGCUUCGACAACUGCUAUUUCUGUUGUUUUUUGUUUUGUGUACUAUACUGGUAAGUAGGUCGUAGUUCUAAGAAGCCACUGAAUGGACCGGACAAGCUCUGGCUUGCGACAGCGAUUGGAAUGUCCACCAAGCCUGUCCUGCCGCAGAUUAUCGCUUUCUCCAGGCAGCUGUCACCGGUUUGUGCGUCGCGGUUAUGAAGAUUGGCAUCUUGAGAAGCACAAGUGACAAGCACAAGUGAAGCAGUUGGCUUAGAGGUUUAGGCGUUGGCCUGUUUACUUAUCAGCGGUUCAAAGUUUUUCCUCUUCGACGUGCCCCGAGAUGAACGACGACUGUGCUUCAUUCUUCUACGGAACUUGUUUCAUUCUUCUACCCUACUGCCAAAACGCAUCCUCAUCUUCAUUCCUUUCUGGUUUAAAGUCGUGAGUGCUACGAUGUUGCAGCGUGCUUUCCGUUAUUUUUCUAGGAUGCCUAGGGAGUUGAUAAUGGCUGGCAACGCGCGACGUCGUACCUGGACAGCGUGGAUCUGGGAUGGCUUGUAUGGUUUCCUGGCUAAGCAAGGUCCUUUGCUUCACCGCCUUUUUUCUGCCCUGGAGGUGCUUUUCUUCGCGUUACUAGCAGUGGGUUGGGGUACGAGCAUGUGCAGGGGGGACCUGCGGUACACGCGAGAGUGUCUCGAAGGAGACAUGGGAUGUGCGAUGUAUCGGAUCGCGAAUUUUAAGGCUACAGUGAAUGUUCAUGCAUCCUCGUCUUCAGGAUCUUCUUGAUCCUCCCAGAGCUUCGCGAGCGAACAAAACGGGCGCCAAGAAAGAUGCGCUCUCCAAGAAGUGGGUCCUCUCUCUCCCUGUCUCUGUGACAGAGAUGAGUUUCGUCUCUAGAAGUCGCAUCCUUCUAGUUCUAACAACUGCAGAUAUUUCUACGCUUUAGUGCAGAGUGCCAACGGACCGGCGCGUGAGGAGUUCCCGGAUUGCUACGAUCAGAGUAUCUAUUCUCCUUUCUCGGGACUGGCAGAUGUCCGCUUUCUGACCGAGCAACGCUGCUUAAAUUAUGGCUCACAGUAUAAUUCCUGAUCUUAAAAAGGAGAAGGAUCUUCUAUUUAUUCUCAUUAAAUAAGAAGCAUCUUACCGGGUAGAAAUCGUCAGGGAAAUCUUAGGCAUUCAGCCGAAGAGAUUCGUGUCAUCAAGAAGUAUCGUCUUUGAUCCCCAAUUCUUCAGCAAAGGAAAGAAAUACUCGCACUUCUAACCAAAGGAAGCUUUUCUGACCGUAGACGUUCGUCGUGCGGCGAAUAUGAACGACUUCGACGUCCUAAGUUUGGCUGAUGACCGCGAUGUUAUGUCGUAAAACUUCUAGGACAUUUCGGUGAAGAAGUAGCUUUGUUCCGGAUGUAAAUUGAUCAUGUGGUAUUCUAGUCGUUCAGCUUGAGGUCGAAAAGCUGGCGCGCCAGCGCAGGUCGUCAUCUCUAACGAUAGCAGUUCCGGUCGAUGGGCGUGUCCCGUUACGAGUAAUUCGUGUCCGUUUUCAGCGGACUGGGGAGCCGUCGUAUGUGCCUGUCCGGACCAGCUCAGAGGCAUAUUAGAUGCAACGCUUUUGGGAAACUUGUUGACACAGUGUAAAUAUGGCAACAUUCCUAAAGUCACUGGGCGUCUUCUAUUAUAUUAUCGUCAAUUUGAUUUUUGAGCGGUGGCUCUUUCUUAAUUUUUGUCUAUGUGUGAUUAUCAAUAAUCAAUCACGGGUGUCAAGAUAGGACAAUGUAAAUGUGUGAUUAUUGGAUGUCAAAAUAGGACUCCAACAAGAAUGUAAUAGGACUAUAUGUGUACAGGUCAAAGACGACAAGGGAGCACUCCUCAAUCUACAUAGGACUACAUGUAGAGCAUGGGUACUCGUAUGAUAUCUAGGCGAACUCAGUUGUUGAAGUCUUCACAGUUGUAGAAGACUUCACUCCAGCUGACGUACAAGUUCUCGCCUCAUCUCUAAUCACAUCUGAGGCGAGGCCUGACGCAGGAAGAAAACACGAUGCAGACACCUCUGAGGCAGGAAGGAAGCACGACCAAAACCACUUGGGAUUUGACCCAGAAAGAGACGACUUCUAAGGAGUUCCAGGAAGACAGGACGACCCAGCCAUCAAUGGAGGAGGUCUUGAAGAAGGCACACCAGCCAUCAAUGGAGGAGGUCUUGAAGCAGAAUCCGCCCUCUUCAAUGGGACAGUCGCAGCCCUCUUCAAUGGGACAGUCGCAGCCCUCUUCAAUAGGACAGACGAGGAUUUUGCAACAAGGGUACAAUGUUGAGGUGGAAGCCACCGCAUGUUCUUGGGGUUCUUCGGAUGACAUGCAAAUUAUGUCGGGGUAUCUACUUGUACUCGAGCUCGCCUAUUAUAUAGGAGUUCAUAUUUCCAAAGGAUACAACAUAAGGAAGGAGACUUAAUUUGAUCGAAGAACAUCCUGCGUCAAAGUCACCGAAAAUUUGAGUGCUAAGCAGCCGUUCUUGAAGAAUGUAGCCUUCUCUAAGAUUAGAAUUUUUGGGGCUGCAGAAAGAUUCCUGUUUCAGCACUUGAAUUAAUGCUGUUUGAGCACUUUUAGGAAUCAUUCCUCUUCAUAUAGUCCCUCUCUGUGUAAGUAUUGCUAUCAAUUAGUAGCACACUUGUCGAAUUUGAAUUCAUUGCUUUUCUACUUCUCAACAAUAGUGUAGAAGCAAAAGUCUUUCCUUCUACUUCCCCUCUGCGCUACAGUCCUCCCUUCUACUUCCCCUCUAAACAGGACUUCGCUUUUGACGAGGAGAACUGUGAUAAAACGUCCUGGCUCUACGACUGGAUACAGAUUUUAGGCUGCGUCGGAGCUGUGUUACUCCUGUCUUUCGGUCUAGUCUCCGCCAUAUGGAUAGACGCUGAGGUGGAGCCGUGGUUAAGGAGGAUCCACUAUUGAUUAAUAUAGGAAUGGCGACUUCUUUCGAGGCUUGGCGACCUUCUUUUGGGCCACCCAUCCUCUUCGUAGGGCGCCCGGAUUCAUCUGCUUUGCUGGGUUCUCCGGGCCGCCGUGGCAGCGUCGGGUGGGGUGUGAGGAGUUGGUGGCCCAGGUUUAGGAUGGUUUAAGCCGCCUCUCCAACAUGCCGCCUUGUCCCCAUCGGUGGCCUUGUGCGGUAAGUAGGAUUGCACGUUAGGAACGCUUCGAAAAUAGUACAGGAGUAGGCUUCUACUAGGCUGGUGAUCAUAGUUAGUAGAGAAUAAGGACGAUAAUCAACAGCAAUCGUCCAUUUCCUACUUUAGAUGGAUCACCUCCUAUCCUGUUCUAUCCUAUUCUACCCUAUCAACAAGUCGAUGGUAAGAGAGGUAUAAGCAUGAUGACUAUAAUGUAUGAUAAUCGAUUUGGAAUGGACCAAGGACCGAACCAUAGCUAUACUUCGCCUCUAACUUUCUUGUAUAAUUCGCUCGAUUGCAACCAAGAGCCGAAGAGCCUCUUUGCGAGAAUAAUCCGUUUUCUGGGUCCCUGA